Molecule: messenger RNA, 645 nt
Organism: Fusarium redolens
Lineage: Eukaryota; Fungi; Ascomycota; Sordariomycetes; Hypocreales; Nectriaceae
Exons: 1
Source: RefSeq, a predicted model, not a curated record
GACCUAGUCUUACAAUUCUGCCUAUUUAUGGCGACUGAGGAUUUUGCAGAUGGAAACUCAAAGUCGACAAUGCUUGUUUACUUCAGCGCCACAUGCGGACUUACAUCGCCUAUGGGUGCCGACUUUCUCCGCCCGGCUCAAUUCACUAGCAUCCUCUCCAGCCUCAUCUAUUGUACUCGGCUUCUUAUCAUGGAAUCCGUGCUGCCUAGAUUCUCACAUAACUACAUUAAUCUAUUACAAAGGCCUCAGUAUGGGCAACUGGAUAUAUUGAAUGAUAUCCGUAAGAAUAAGAUGUGUGACGGGACGCUAUCGCCACUCGGGGAGUUUAUUAGUUUAGCCUCCUAUGGCCAGUCCCUGCGUCAAUCGGAGGGCCCGACAAUCCAGUUCGAAUGGAGCGACGAUGGUGAGGAGAUAUCAUGGGAUGGGUGCUCUCGAGUUACCAUGGAUGGGUUUCGGACCCUAACCCACAGCGCAAUCCAGGCAGCAACCCGCCAGUGCGAGUGGUUGAUGUAUGACUGGGUGCCACCAAACCGCGAUCUUAAAACACUGCGCGACCGACUAUCGACGGCCACGGUUGGGUAUUCCUUUGUCUCUGACCCGGCCAACGGGAUAGCAAGUGCUUAUUUGGAGCUCCUCAUGAAGGCC